Caenorhabditis auriculariae is the source of this 19238-nucleotide messenger RNA. The record is from the annotation of a GenBank genome assembly. NCBI's taxonomy places the organism in Eukaryota, Metazoa, Nematoda, Chromadorea, Rhabditida, Rhabditidae.
AUGUUAGCUGGACAAGGCCGUCGGAUAUCACAAAUACCAGAUUUGGAGCCCAAAUCCAAGCAUUUUCUAGGCCCGCCGCCGGCUUCCCUUAUUGGAAAAGUUUAUUUUUAUUCUUAUCAUGGAAAAUAAAGGAGAAAAUAGAGAUUCCUCUUGCAAAUUAGUCACUUCUCUUUCAUAAUGAGAAACGCCAGAGUGGUCCCUAGAGGGGUGAGGGAAAAAUAGUCCCUAUAGGGGACAAAAUAGGGCUCCCUAGAGAGGUUAUAUUUAGGGGAUAGGUGGUUGAGGUUUGGCUUUUAGGCCCCUAAAGCUUAAGUGGUCCUUAUAGUGGUGUUUAAAAUUUUAGUUAAAUGUGAAAAUUGAAUAAAACUAGAGUUCAUAACAAAUAGCGUGCUCCCCUUGAGUGGCCACUAAGUAAAACCCCUAUGGUGACCCCUUUUGCAAGCUCAAGUGGCCCCUAGAGGGUAACCUUUGAGAAUUUUCGGUUCAUAUUUACGUCGCGGUGUAUUGUGGCCAAUACAGCUGACCGCACAGGCAGGAAUUUUUAUUUUUGGUAACGCCGCUUGCUUGCCCCUCUAGGGACCACUCUGACGCCUCUCCUUCAAAGAAUUCAAGUGAUUAUUCAUUUUCCAGGUCAAAUAUUACUACGACAAGUACCGAUGUCGCCACUUUGCCCCCUUCAUUUUAUUAGUUCUUUAUUCGGUUUUCGGCGCCUGGAUGUUCUACGUCAUUGAACAUGACUAUGAGAAGGACGUCAAAGCGUCAGUUUUCAUAGAUUUUGUCAAUUUAGUUGAAUUAGGAUGAAUAAAUGGUUCCAGAAAAGAAGCGGUCGAUUUGCGGAGUUUGAGAAAUGAUACGUAUCAUCGGAUAGCGCGGAUGGUUCGACAGGGCAACUAUGCAAACGCCAAUUAUGGGUAAUUUUGAUCUUCAGAGGAGAACAAAAAAAAAAAACAAAUUGAAAGACCCUAUAGGGACCACUUAACCUUUAGGGAUUAAAGGGGUCAGACCUUAAACCCCUAUAGUGAUCACUUUUUAGGCCCCUGAGGCUUGUUUUCCUUUUACCCCUAAAGGGACCACCUUGAUUUUAAUCCUAUAGGGGCCAAUUUUUAGGACCCUAUAGGGGCUGUUUUCACCCUAACCCCUAUAGGGACCACUCUGAAAUUUCUAGGUAGAAAAUUUUUGAGUUUUUUCUAGAUUGUCCAAAUGGUCGUUUCAACGUUUAGGAGUUCAGCGAAGGGUCUGAAUUUUGAUUAAUUUUUGAGAAAGGGUCAGAAAUUUGUAAUGAAUUACAGUUUUUUUUUGUAUUUAAAGGCCUUUUAAAGCUCAUUUCUUCCAAAUUUGGUCAAUUUUAUAUAUCCUGAACAUUUCAGGGUAUGUUUUUCUAGAAGUUUAUGGAGGGAUUUAUUUCGAUUUUCAAACAAUUUCGAGAUUACGAUAGCAAUCUUUUGGGCUGAAAUUUUUUUAUUUUUAAGUUAUUUUCUAGAUUUUUCAAAUGGUCGUUUCGAAAUUUUAAGGGUCCAGAAAGGGAAUCUGAAUUUUGGUGAACCACAGCCUUUUAGUUGAUUUUUUUCAGGCCUUUUAGAGAUAGUUUCUUCCAAAUUUGGUCAUUUUUUGAUUUUCAGCUUAUUUUCUAGAUUUUUCAAAUGGUCGUUUCAAAAUUCAAGGGUCCAGAAAUGGAGUCUGAAUUUGAAUGAAUCACAGUCUUUUAGUUGAUUUUUUUGAAAUUAGUUUCUCACAAAUUUUGUAAUAUUUCCUGAACAUUUCAGGGUAUGUUUUCUAGAAGUUAUGCAGGGAUUUAUUUCGAUUUUCUAGAAAUUCCGAGAAUUUUGAUAGCAUUUUUUGGGGUUUUUAUGAGUCGAUUGUGAACAAUUUUUUGUUGGAGAAAGUCAGAGAAGAACUGAAGAGAGUCCAGAGAAGUUAAAAAGUCUCUCUUUCUCUGGAGUAUCUUCAGAGUGCGGUGCUAUUUGGGUUUCUUCUCAGCCUUUAGAAUAAAUUUUGACGUUUUCAAGGAUUUUUCAAAGUUUUUCUAUGAUGAAAAUGAAGUGUUUUUCUUUUUCAUAUCUUCCUAUUUUGAACCCUUUAGUGACCUCUUCAUCGACUAUGAAAAGCAGCUUUUGAAAGUGAAGCUGCCGGAUUGCCUCGACUGGGACAUGUGGGGCGCCUUGUUCUAUGUCGGAACGCUUUUCACGACCAUUGGUAUGCUGUAGAGAAUUACGAUAUCAAUCCUGCCGAUUUAUAGGAUACGGUAACAUUGCGCCAAGGACCCACACGGGAAGGGCAUUGUCUGUGGUCUAUGCCAUCAUUGGUGGGUUUUUAGGAAAGAAAAUGAGAUUUUAAGGCUUUUAUGAACGUUUUUAGUAGAUACAAGCCAUGGCGUUUUCGCAAGCUUUCAUUUAAAAAAAAAAAAAAUUUCGUGUGCCAGAGCGCCGCAGUGUGUGCACACGACACAAUACACUUUACGAAAAAAAAAUAAAAUGUCGCCAAAAAAGCUUCUAAUCGAGUGGAAAAGUUGAUUUUUAGCUUCAAAAUGAGCAGAGUUAAAGAUUUUCAUACUUUUCUGCUUUUUUGGUCAAGUUAGAUCCAUCACAAUCAGAAUCCUAGCUUUUGAAGCUCAUAAAUUUAAAAAAAACUUAUUGAAAAUCGUAGGAAUCCCAUUGGUCCUGGCGAUUCUAUCCCAAUUCGGCAAGGUUUUGACGAAUUGGGUCUCGAAUAUGUGGCUCCGCUACCGUCAUCACAUCAAGGAAGCUUCAAGGAAAACGACGAGUCGAUUGAGGAGAAAGCCCAAGUUGGUAUUGGUGACAAAAUGGGCUUGGGAACUUGGGGCCGUUUCUCGGAUUUUCAUGAUUUCAUGAAUGAAAUUACAUUUUUUGGACUUUGGAGGGCUUUUGUAAGAUAAAAUUGACCUUUGGAACUCCAGAGUGGCCCCUAUAGGGGCAACUUUAGGGACCACUUUAUGAAGCCCUAUAAGGGCCAAUAAAGCUUGCCAAAGUGGUCCCUCUAGGGGACAUGCUAGUCGAUAACUGUCAUGAACUCUAAGCGAAGAAGCAUUUCCAUAGGAUUGAGCGUCUUUUUUGAACAAAAUUGAAAGACCCCUAUAGGGUCCACUUGAGCUUUCAUGGCGAAGGGGUCAGACCCUAAAGCCCUAUAGGGACCACUUUUCCUGUCCUUAUAAGGAUUGUUUUCCCCCUUAGCCCCUAAAGGGACCACCUUGAUUUUAACCCUAUAGGGACCACUUUUCAGGUCCCUGUAGGGGCUUUCUCUAUUCUAACCCCUAUAGGGACCACUUUAAAAUUCCUCAUUAAGAAACUUUUUUCAAACUUUAGGGUAUUUCGUAGAUUAUCGAAAUUUAGAAAUUCAGAAAAGGGUCUGAAUUAUGAUAAACCUUUGAUAAAGACUCUAAACCCCUAUAAGGACCACUUUUUCGGUCCUUAUAAGGGCUUUUCCCCCCUAGCCCCUAUAGGGACCACUCUGGAACUCUUAAGAAAAUGCUCUAGCGACAAAAAGCAACUUUUUUGUUCCACGAUAAAAGAAUUUUCCAGUAAUCGUCGCCAAAGAGCCAUGAAGGACGAAAAAAAGGUUCCCAAUGUGCCGAGGGAUGAAUGGAAAAUAUUUUGAUUUUGGGGAAAAUAUUCGAAUUUUUCGCACUUUGAGAAUCCAAAAGAGGACAGGAUUACCAUGACAAAAAAAAAGGCGUCGCUAGGAACAUGAAAGGAACAUGAAACUAAAAAAAGGCAUCUGAUGAGUCAUCAAUGAUUUUUGAGAUAAUAAUGCCAUUUUUUAGAGCUUUUCAUAUUGUUGUAUAGUGUAGAACGAUCUCUAACACUCCUUUGAGUAUAUAUUUAUCUCACAAAUAUAUAUACACUUAACUACUAUACAAAAAAUCUAGAACAACUAUUCAUUACCAACCAAAUAUUGAGGUAUAAACAUUUUAGGCCGAUAGUGGGUUCUACGCAGAAAUAAUGUACACUAGCGCGCACAUGAGUUGUGUGUAGGUUUACGGGGAUUCCGCAUUCCACAACACAUAUUUUUUUAAAUAUCAUAAGAGCUUCUAUUUUUUUGCACUGCAAAGUCUAGUAGAAAAAAAAUUCCAUCCAAAAAAAUUUUUUUAUUGAUUGUUCAAUUUCACCCGUGAUGGUUACGUUUCAAAGCGGCUAUGAAUAUAAAAUGAUAUAAGAAUGGAUAUUAGGUCCAUAACAUUGGCAAAAAUAGUUAUAAUUUCCAUUGCGAUUCUUUUUUUGGAUGUUGUUGCUUGUUUUCCGAGACGUUUUUUUCGAAUUUUUUUUGUUUUGAAAUUACUUGAAACUUGAAAAGUUUCGAUGAUUUAUUAUUAUAAACAUCUUGAAAAAAAUCGUUCAAACUAAUUUUUACACGUUAAUUUUUCAUCGAAUGAUUUUUUUCAAAAGAUAAUUUUUUUAAUAUAGAAAUAACUUGCUGAUUCUUCAUUUGAAAUUCCACUUAAGGAACGUCAGAGUGGUCCCUAUAGGGGCGACCUUAGGGCCCUUGGAAGGUUCCCUCUAAGGACCACUAAAGCUUGCAAAAUGGGUUCCUAUAGGGGUUUUAGUUGGUGGCCCCUAUAGGGGACAUGCUAGUCGAUAAUUAUUAUAAACUCUAAGCGAAGAAGCAUUUUCAUGGGAAAAAAAGCGUUUUUCGAAUAAAAUUGAAAGACCCCUAUAGGACCCACUUGAGCUUUAGAGGCUUAAUGGUCAGACCUUGAAUCCUCUAUAGGGACCGCCUUGAUUUUACCCCUAUCGGGACCACUUUUUUGGCCCUUAUAAGGGUUGUUUUCCUUCCUAGACCCUAUAGGGACCACUCUGUGUGUGUGUGAUUGGGGGCUUUUUAAAAAAAAAUUUUUUUCCACUUUUUUUCAUGGUUUCUUUUUGACCGAUUUGAAGAUUUGUUUUUUUCAAAAAAAUUGGAACUUCUACGUGAUUUUUCAGAGUCACAAUCGAUGAUAUUGAGAACGGAAAGUAUGAAAAUGUCGACCCGGAGGAUUUGGAAUCGAGGUGAUUUUUUAUUGGAUUUUUCAUCGAUUUCUGCUGAUCUUAACGUCAAAUUUUCAGUUUUGGAGAGAGUUUUUGUGAAAAUUGUGGCUUAUGUGCUCCUGAAAAAUUGAACAGUUUUUUUCAAAAAUUUCAAAAUUGGUUACUUUUUUUGAGACUUUUUAGACAUUAUAGACUGAAAAAAAUAUUGUAUUUGAAAGGAAAAAUAGUGCGAAUUUUUGAUCUUUUUUUCUUCAUUUUUUUCCAAGAUUCUGAUGGGUUUUUAAAGAUGAUUUUUCACUUUAUUUGAAGAAAAAAAUUAAUAAUUCUCAAAAAGUCGGUAAUUUUUCACCAAAAAUGGUUCAGAACCAUUCCGAUUUGGCUGGCUCUCAUGAUCUGCAUCAGUUGGGUGUGUUUCUGCGCCGGACUUUUUCUGGUUUGGGAGAAACGGUGGACUUUUUUCACGAGCCUCUACUUUUUCUGCAUCUCCCUGUCUACGAUUGGGUUGGGUGAGUUUCUGGAUUUUUUGAACUAUGUAGUAAAUUGGAAAUUUCGUUUGAAAAGGCUUUUUUGAUUUUUGAAACUUGAUAUAUUCAGUUAUUUCGUUUUUUUUUUGUUCUGAAAAGAAGUUGGUAGAAACUCAAAUUUCCCAGGCGAUGUCGUCCCGGACCAUCCCCACAUGUUGAUUCUGAUGUUCUGGCUGGUGAUCAUCGGAUUAUCGAUCGUUUCCAUGCUCUUAUCAGUCAUCCAAAUCAAAAUGGAGGAGUGGCUCUACACGUUGAUGAUCCGCAUGCAGGUAUAGCUGAUUCGAGCCAUUGAAAAAUGGGUCCUGACACGAAAAAAAGGAGAUAGUGUCUGAUUGAUGGAGAGCGCAGACAAAAGCUCUUGAGAUUAGUUAUAAAUCAGACUCAGUGAGGAUAAUCCUAGUAGAGCUGAUUCACGGCUGACUUGAACCAUUAAAAAAAUGGGUCCUGACACGAAAAUGAGAGAUAGUGUCUUUUCGGUGGAGAGCGCAGACAGGCCACGCCCCUUUUUGCCUGAAUCGGCUAUAGAGAAUGGGAAAAAAAUGAUAAUUUAGUCCUUCAAUUAUUUUUUUGUAGAAUCCGAAUUUUUUUGACUUUCAUGUGUAUUAAAGAAUUUUUACUGAAAGACUUAACGGAAAUCUUGUUUUUGGCCUAAAGAAGUUGAUUUAUUUUCGUGAAAAAAUUAUCAAUUUCAUUGUAUACUUUGUACUUUGUACUCUUCGAAUAAUAAUAAUAAAAAAAUAAAUAACUGAAUUUUUUCCAGAAAGAGUACCAACGAGCCCUGGCGAGCGGAGAAGACGUCGACAAGGAGGAGAUCAUCAAAAACGUGAUGUCCCAUGAGCCGGCCUGGUUCCGACAUCUGGCCCCGACGAUGCUCACGGGAGAGCAGAACGUCAAGUUGGAGCAGAAGGUGCAGAAAUUUGACAGUAAAAGGAAACUAGAAGAAAAUUGAAGUGGAAAGAAUGAAGAGAAGAGAAGGACAAAAAUUAGAACGGAAGAACUGUGAAAAAGACAAAAAUUGGACAAAAUUAGCACAGGAAGACGAAGAAAAUCACAAGUUAGGGUGGAAAAAGAAGAAAACGAAAAGUUACAAUAGGAAGGAAGUUUAAAAAAAAGACAUAACUGCUGCUCAUAGUUUCAUCUACGGAUACUAUUGGUGCCCAUCUCCAAUCCCUUUACAAAAUACAACAAGUAGAUCGAAUCAACUGCGAGGAAAUGGUCUCAAAAUAGAGCGGCCUCUACUUUCUGACAUACACUACCGGUUCAUCAAUCAAAGAGUUUACAAUCAUUGGAAUCACAUGGAUAGAAACAUAGUAUUUGAGUAUGAAAAAAAUAAGUUCAGAUCUAAACUUGAGAAAUGGUUUGAAAACAACAUUACAGAACUAAACACUCUUGAUCCAACAAAAAUAUGAAAGCUACAUAAUCGACAUCUAAAAGAAUAACUUCAUGGUUAUUCCAAUUUACUCAAGUGGGGGGUUAACACGACCGCGAGUCCUCUUCCCUCCAUCACCACAAGUUCCGACACAUAUGUUCCCAAACUCUCCCUACAUCUAUUUCGCGAAAUUUAGUACUUGUGUGUGAGAAAUAAAACAUUUUGAUUGAUUGAUUGAAAAUGGAGAAAAGGGCAAAAAUUAGAGCUGGAAAAAAUAAUUAAAUUAAUAUGUUAGCACCGAAAAAUGAAUAUAAGAACCAACUACAAUAAAAAAAUAAAGAAAAAGGAAAAUAUUAGCGCAGGAAAACGAACAAAAAAAAAAAGUUACAGUAGGAAAAUGCAGAAAAGGACAAAACGUAGAGCUUAAAAACGAAGUUAGAACAAAAAAAUGGACACAAAUGGAGUAAUUUUUGAAAAAAACAUUGCUUCCUUUUAAAAAUAAGCUUAUAUCAAGAAGAAUUCCGUGUCUCAAAAAUGUUCCGAAAUGAAUAUCCUUUCUAUCUGUACCCUAAUUAUUUGCGUUGUUCUGACAAUAAAGAAAUAAAUAAAAUAUUUUUUCACGUUCUGUCAGAUUUUUUCAACCAAAAGCAACAAUUCUGAAAUCAACGCGGCUAUGAACUCUGUCUACGUAAAAAAAAAGUCGGAUUUUGGAAAAAUUUAAAUUUAAGUCUCAGCUUCUUUUUGGUCGUUGUUUAUUAACUUUUUCAUGGGCCAUUUUUUUUUUGUUGAAGAAUCUUCUUUUCGGCUCUUUUUCAAAAAAACUUUAAGGCCGAACAGCUGGAAAGGCUCCUGAAAGAGAGCAAAGACGUCCAGACUGACGGGCCAUUGGCUCACGGGGCUGGAACUCAGGUCGAACGGUAUGAACAGGUAAUUUUUCGAGAGUUUAUCCCGUGAAAUCUAUGAUUUUCUAGAGUAUGGCCUGUGACCCAAUGUCCAACGAUGUGCUACCAUUGCACCAGGAAACGCAGUGGUCCACGUGAGUUUGGAAAAAUGAUCCGAUCAAUGUUUGUUGGGACCAGAUUCCAAGUCUUGAGAGGGAUUUUUUUGACGCCCCCCGUUUUUUUCUUUUGCGUCGGCUAAAUCCAAGGAUGGGCGAACUUUGGCCUACCCCUAACCCCCCAUUCGCAAAGAAAAAAAUACGGCCUGUUCCAGUACAUUUUUUUGAGUAUUUUUUUCCCGCGCAAUAUAUUGGGGAAUGAUCCAGUCUACGUAUUAUUUCGAUAAGUUUUUUUCCUGUUCAGAAAUCAGAAGGUCUUUAAGAUUAUCCCAGCCAAGCCUCAUCAAAAUUUCAACCGGGGGACUAGAAAAAAUUCCAUUUUAAUGAAUUAUGAAGUCUACCUCACUUUUUGCGGGGUGUCUUUAGUUUUUUAAAUAAUAUUUUUGUCUCGAAACUGCGGAAAAGGGGCUUGAAUCUGAACCACAGUUCCGAAUUUGACAGGUCAUAUCAACUGGCUAGGAUUGGGCUACGAGUCAUUUUUGUGACACUUGUUUAAAAUUCUGUGCUUUUUUUGCUUUUCUAGCUUGUAGAGCUGUUUUUUUGAGAUUCAUUCCAGCAAAAAGGUUCAUGUUGUUUUUUAAAAAGGCAAGGCUAGCUGAUCAAGUUUUCAGUUUCACUUUCUUCAAUAUUCCUUUAGGCUUUGUUUCCAACUUUUAUGAGGUUUUUUUUUUCCACCAGAAAGGCUCUAUUUUGGAUUAGAUCGUAAAAAAGGGCGUGGCCAUCCAAUUAGAGACCUAAAACCUCUUCUAUGUCAGUCAGUAUCACCCGUUAGGCUAAUAAGUCAUUCGCGAAACGGGUGUUCUUCAGAAGCUACUGCCAAUCACAUGGUGUUUUUAAACGUUUCGGGUGAUUCCCGGGACUUAAACGGGGGACUGGGCUCUUACGUAGAACCGCUGGACUUAAACGGGGUUUAUUCGAAGCUGAAAAUUGCGUUUCGGGUGCUCGGCUGGACUUAAACGGGCGAUCGGCGGUCGCCUCAGCGGGUGUUACUGUCGAUAGCCCGUUUUUUUUGGCCAAUAAAAUAUGAGAGUAGCUCUUCAGACCCUGAAAAUAAGAACCCUACAGAACUGGGAUAUAUUUCAGUCAGAGAGUAUCCCCAUCGGUGCCGCAUUCUCCAAUCGCUCUCCACUCGGUCCAAGACGAACGCGACUCGAUCUCGGACGCGACGAGUCUUCCUCUCGACUCCGUCAGCCUCGCCGGUCGCAAGGCGUCGCAGAAACGCGUCGCCUUCUGCGAAACUUGCGCGAAACGAGGCGGCCAUGCUACCGCCGAGGAGUGCGCCCAGACCGACUUGGCCCAGUUCCAAAUCGAUGAGAUCGCCCUGAGGCUGGCUGAUUUGCAGGUGGGUUCUGGAAAUAGGAAGAUUUUGAAACUUCUAAGGUCUUGAAAAAAAUAGGCUUUGAGGUUACUUAUCAUGAGAACGUCGAAAGAGCCCUAGAAUGGAAAAAGAAAAAGUUAUUCUAUGAAAAAAAUUAUUUAUAGAUUAAUGGCAAGAAAAAGUGAACGAAUUCGAAAAACUUUAAAAAAAGAAGUUUGAUUAUGUAAAAGUUCUUUCAUAGCUAACUCGAGGAACUUUCUGAAGGAUGUGACCAAACGGAAGGCGAAAUAGCGUAUGAGAAGAAGAGGUUCAGAAAAAGUUGUACCAUGUUUCUAUAAAUUUAAAACCCCUCGAAGGUGUCCUUAAAUAAACUUUCCCAUCUCCAUUCCUCUCAAGAACAAGAUUUUGUUAUCAUAUUUUCUGGGUUUUUGAAGGGUAUAAAGCUCAAAAUGGUUUGGUUUCAGUUUAAGCGAAGUUGAAUUUAUAUUCUCAUUCAGAACUCCCGGGCUUGUAAUUCAGAAAAAAUGUCCGAAUAUCUCAUUUCUACCCUUCCAGGCCAAGAAAAUUCACCCACCACUGAUGGAACGAAGCAUGGAGACUUCAGCAAUCUUGGAUUCUUUGCUGAAUUCGGCACAACUUCAAAAAUCGGCAAAUAAUUCGGUCGAUGAUCGGAGUAUCCAAUGUGAUAGUCUACGUGUACCUCAUAGGGUCGGGUUAUUUUUCAGGAGUUCAAAAAGUUGAAAACGAAACUUUAGGACGAGGGAAUCUUGACGGAUUCGGUUGAUACAAUGAGUUGUGCAGUGGGGACGGAAAGGGAGGCCAAGGCGAUUUUGGUGGGUUUCUGGAGUGGAGAUUAAAUUCUGGGAUUUUUAAAGGCAUAGGGACAGUAAAAAAUGGGGUUUCAGGUGAAAACAGUAUCUUAUACAGUUUUUCUUUGCCAAUCGAACAGUGUACUCAAAAAAAAUUACAGAUGUGACUAAUUUUGAAGAAAAACGCGAUUUUAUUUUCCCCCCUUUAAUUUUGAAAAAUGCUUUGGAUUGGCAUACGGACAACUGUUUACAGUAGCCGUGCACGCGAUGUUGAAAAUCCAAAAAAUGGCAAAGCCUGUUGUCCAUAGAGCAACUUUACUGCAAAGCGCCCUUUUGGCGGGAACUCAAGAUUUCCUUUCUCCGAGUUUGAAUUAUAUUUUCUCCAAAACUAGGAACUUCCGUACGUUUUCAAGUUCACCGUUCGAUUCGCAAUGAAAAACUCUACAAAGUACUGCUUUGUACUGAAACACCGUUUUUUACUGCCCCUAUGCCUUUAAGAAAAAAGUGAGGAGUGGAUUUUAUCUAGCUUCGCUACUCUCGAUUUUUUUUUUUUGAUUGCCUUGAGCAAAUUCCUGAGUUUUGGGAAAAGUUCAAAGAAAAUUUUUUCGAAAUCCUAUCGAAAUAAAAUUAUCUUAUUAGUAAACGUUUUUUUUUCCGGUUGAAAUUUUGAUGAAACCUUCCCAAAGUGUUCUUCCGGACCUCCUGAUUUUUAAAACAAGAAAAAAAUUCCCAUUUUUUUCUCGAAUUAGGACGCUUCACAACCUUGAAAUAGCUCUUUUAGUAAAAGUUUCAAACCUAUAUCAAUACUCAUAUUCUCAUAUCAUUUCUAUUCAUAGCAACUUUGAAACCUAGAAAUGACGGGUGAAAUUGGAUAAUCAACAAAAUGAUCAAUGAAAUGAGAGGGAAUCAAGAUGGAAAUCUCCAUAGACGAAUUGAGAAAGGGUGUCGCGAGACCCUUUGGGGUAUAUCGAAGGGUCUGAAGUCUAACCAUGGUACCACGGGUAUACCUCUGAGGAUUUUGAGCCAAAUGCGAUGGACUUGACCCUCAAGUACCUCCGAUAGGGCUCACUAGAGAGCGUUUUUACCUUGAACUUUUGAUGAAACUUUCCUGAAUUGUACUUUAGGACCUCCUGGUUGGAAAAAAAAACGCAGGAAAUGUCUCGCAAUCAAUCUUAUUUUCGAAUUAAGACACUUCAAAAUACGGCGUUUUAAACGGGAUGGGGAGACGUCAAGAAAGUUUAGGCGCGAAACGUGAUAUCUCAAGUACGCAGCCAAAUGUAUUCGUCAUGCCGUUGAAUACUCAGUUUAAUUUGCAACGAUAGGUGAUGGUACGACAAAAUCUCAAGUCCGCAAAUUUCGAGGACCGUAAUCUUGUGUACGCAGAUCUAAAGUCCCAUAAUCUUGGAAACCAAAAUCUUGGAAAGCAAAAAUCUCCCUUUUUAGUCUUCUUUAUUGCACUUUAUCUACUUAUAUUCUCUUGUUUGGAUCACUGAAUACAAUUUCUGAUAAAAUCUAUUCGCAAAAGCGUUGAUUUUUACUUUCCAAGAUUGUGGUUUCCAAGAUUUUGGUCUCCAAGAUUAUGAGACUUUAGAUCUGCGUACACAAGAUUACGGUGCUCGAGAUUUGCGGACUUGAGAUUUUGUCGUACCAUCCGAUAGGUAGCUGUGACGUCACAGUCCUUUUAUCCGAAGCGCGCACUUACUAUUUUUUGUAAAUUCAAGAAACUUUGACGCCUCGCUCACCUUCCCUCACCCCAUUAGGAAUGCCGUGAAAAGCUUGAGACAGCUCUUUCUGUCAUAAUUUGCGUGUUUUGCAAACAUUGAAGCUUCAUAACUCGAAAACCAGAUCUAAGUUUGUAUUUCUUGUUCUGAAAUCAGGAGGUCCUAUACACUCCAGCAAGUUUUCAACAAAAUAUCAACCAAUGGAAAAAAACAUGCCCUAGUUGAAGUAAAACUGCAUUAGAAAAUCUUUUUUUUGAACUUUUGGUUUCCCUAGGAAGUUUUGACUAUCAUGCGAGUUUUACUGGUUUUGAACUCCUAUUUUACCCCCUUAUUUUUAUUACAAAUAUUUUUUUAGUGUAAUUAUACUUUUUUUCGAUUCUACACGGUUUCAUUAAUAAGCUUGGUGGAAAUUGUCUUUAAAAACCGAUUCUGAAACAUUAAAUUACACUUUUUUCGAGUAGAAAUUAAUUUUUCUCACAAAAUUUGAAAAAUUAUGACUAUCUGAUGGAAAAAAAUCAAUAGAAGAGUCUAAAUUUUGAAGUAAAAAGUUUUAAAAAACCAUAUUUUUCCAUUAGUUUGUAUGAAAUCCUUGUUGGGAUGUUUAAAAGCGCAAUUAUAUUAAGGUCUCAAGACGAAAAUCUUUUCAUAGUGUUAUUUUUAGUUAUGCUAGACCUGCGCCUUUAAACUUCUGGCAAGGAUUCAAGAAGAUAGACUAAUCAAAAACUUCUCAGGACCGUGGGAUCAACACCUCGACGCCCAGAAUGACGACGUGCGGCACGAAUCCCGACGCUCCAGUCAGCCGAAGUAGGACCUCGGCGACGUCGCCGAUCCCGCGUCAUCUGACGACGUCGAAGGCGACCAGCAUCGAUUCUUUGAGUCAACACGACGAAGCCAACCAAACCUCUCGGAAGGACCAAUGCGACGCCGGCGUCGAAACCACCGCACGUCAUCUCGUCAACCGUGACGUCAUGACCUCGCCGACCCAGGAGAAGAUCGUCGCCAAGACGACCAGAGCCUCGUCGACGUCCGAAAUGACGUCAGACCUGAAACCGGUCCUCGUCGACCGGCCGACGUCGCCUCUGGUCCCCAUGGCGACGGCGAAUCGGACGACGUCGCCGAUGGGAGUCGAGGACGACGAGAAAUCCAUCGAUGAUAGGUCCAUCCAGACCUCGAUCGCUGAUUGGUUCGGCAAGCUGAUCUCGAAAAAAGGUUUGGAAAAUGAAAAUAGCUUUCUGAAUGGUUAUUUUGUGAUUUGAAAUGAAAAUGGCCUGUAGUUUUAUUCAUUUGCGCUCUAUAGAGAAAAGGAAGAAGUAGGAACUUGAACAUGGUAGUUGGAAAAAUGUCCAGUGGUCACUUAAGAGGGUCCUCGAGGACUACUUGGAGAGAACACUAAAGGGGCCACUAUUUUGCGUUUUAGUGACCGCUAUAGUGGUUUUUAGUGGCACAGUAGUACUUCUUAGACUUUCAUAGAGGCCACUAAUUUUAAGCCACUUAGGUGGCCACUUGUUCGACCACUUUAAUGGCCACUCAAACGACAAAACUUUAAAGUGGACACUAAAAAUUUUUCCAGUAAUUAUUCAAAGUAAGCUUAAAAUGUUCAGCAAGUGCGCUCCAUUGAGAAAGUUGAGAAGUGAUUCUUUUUACAAGAAAAUUGAGAGGAAAAAGUAGAAAAAUUAGCUCAAAAUGAUCACCUGGGACGUUUACGCUUAAAUUUUUUUUUGUGAAAAAAAAUUGAGCUUUUUUUUCAAAAACUACUCGUUUCAGACGAGACCCAACAGACGUCGCUGAGCGAAGACGUCAAAAAGUUGAGCAAGAAGAAAAAAGACGAGAAGAAGAAGAAAAUGAAGAAAAUGGGCGAGGCGACGACGUCAUCCUCAUCUGACGUCGCUUCUGAAGCCGCGUCAAGGAAAGAUGACGUCAAAGCGAAGAAAGAUGACGCGAUUCCGUUGGUCAUGACCGAGAGUGUUGAGAUUAGGUGAUUCCGAGAGACAAAGAGGAUUCCUAUUUGAAAAAGCCAUGCUCUAGAGUGGAAUGACGGUUUUUUCAAAGUGCGACCGACUUGAAAUGACUUGCGCAAUAGUAUUAGGAAUUUUUUUGUUCAAGAUAGAUGGCCUUUUCGGGAUUUUUCUGCGCUCUCCUCGUCUCACGUGCUAUUUUCAUAUUUCUCUGACCUCGUCGGUGAGGGAACAGAGAGACGCAGACGCUCUAAAACUUACAAUUUACGCGGAAAGACUACUCGGAGCUUGGUAACGACGUGUCGGAGCAUUCCUAGGGACCACUAUAGUAGUCAGCACCCUUAAGGGAUCCCUAGAAUUGCUCCGAUUUCGUUACCGAGGUCCGAGUACAUAGCUGAUCCACUACUGACUGGAGUCAUCGAAACAAGGGUCCCGACACGAAAAAAGAAAUAGUGCUUGACUAGUGGAGAGCGCAGACAGGUCACGCCCCUUAGCCUCACAAGCAAGCCUCAAAUCGGCUAUAGCCAUUCCAAGUGCGACCAGUAUAUUUUAAAUAGUAACGAAUGGACUAUAUUAUUGUAUUCAAUUUCAGCACUCAAUAUUCGCCGCCCCUCGGUGCCCGUGACUAUUUAUUGAGCUCCCGGGGCGCUUCUGAACCGUAAGAACUUGAUUUCAACCCUGAAACAUUGUUCAAUUUGAGCCAUCGAGCUAGGUCCAGCUCAACGUCGGGCAUCGGAAAUAGCGUGUUUGAAGAGGAGGCGCGACAGGUAUGUAGUGAACAGAAAGGAGAAAAAAAAAGAGAUUUUGUUUCCUGUAGUUUGAGGUCAUACGAAUAAAACAAAAAAGUGAGAAUUUUUUUCUAUUUCGGACUUAAAAGUGACCCAGCUCUGUGCGUUUCGCGAAUUUCUCGAUGAAUCUAAUAUUUUAAAACCCAGCGGAAAAUCUGAACGAAAAACUGCUUUCCGAGAUUUGAAAAAGGCAAAAAUAGGUUUUUCAACCUCUUGGACUAGUCCGAUUAAAGGCCAGAAAAAGUCAUUUAAUUCUGCUCCUUUUUUUGAAAUUCCGAGUCAAAUUUUUACUUUUUUACAUACACAUGCUCUAGGGGAACAGUGGAUCAGAAAAUUCAGUGAAAAAGACAAAAAUAAAGUGUUUUUUUUUUCCGUUUUUCAAGAAGGACUACAAAAUAGUCCAAUUUUCGGUCUGAAAAAUUUUCAAAGUUUUUUCUAAACUUUUCUAUUCCGACAAGAGAGUCAUAUUCCCGUUUUCCCGAUUGUUUUCUAGACAAGAAAAAAUACUCAAAGCUCGGCGAAAUUGGUUUUGAAAAAAAUGAGAAUUUGAGAUUUGAAUUGGAGUUCCUGAUCGACUUCUGAAUGAGACUAGGUUCAUUUGAGGCAGUUUUUCACGUUGAUUCUAAAUUUGGUCUUAGAAAUUGUCAUGGACGUCCGUGAAUAAAGUUAGGAGCACUCAAAUGUGAAAGGUUUUGAGAACUUAAUUUUUCGGGGGGCUAUUGAAAAAAAUUCAAAUAAUUUACUUUCUCGAAUCUUCUCCGUUAUGAAAUUCUUUUUUUAGUUAUGUUUCAGAUCAAAACUCCGAGUUCUGUUCUAUGUUUUUCGAUUUCCUGUACAUCUUUCUAGAAAAAAAAGUCGAAAAAAACCCGUUUUUUCUAGGAAGUAAUCGUUCAAACCGACGACUCGUACUUGAAAAUCGCCCGACGGUUGGACGAGUACAGGAAUAAUCGGACCCAAUUCCUUCCCGUCUGUGCUGCAUCUCCGCUGGACUCCAAAGAAGUCGAACCCUUCAAGUUCGUCAUUUUGAGUGGUCCCUAUAGGGGUUAGGAGAAGAAACAGUUCCUAUAGGGGUCAAAAAAUGCUUCCUAGAUAGGGUAUGCCUAAAGGCAUAUAGGGUCUCACCCCUAAACCCCUAAAGCUCAAGUGGUCCCUAUAGGGGUUGGCAAAGUAGUCCCUAAUAGGAACCCUUCAAGAACCUUCAAGGUUGCCCCUAUAGGGGCCACUCUCGAGCUCCUACGUAGUAACCUGAUUGUAUAAUUUUUUUCAUGAAUCAUCGUUAAAAUUUUUAAAAGCUUCGACUCUAAGGCUUCAAUUUUUUUAUAAUAAUGUCGAAAAUUCAUGGAAUCGAAGCCAAAAUCACCAAAAAGUUAUAGAAUUCGUGAUAAUCCUAAUUUUUGAUCAAAUUGGUAUUUCUCCUGAUUCAGUUUUUUUGAAAAAAAUCAACGGAUUUUUGAAAAAAAAUGAUCGAAAAAAAGUCGAUUUGCUCUGCUAAAUUUCCCAGGAUUUUAUGAAUUUUUUCUUUUUUUUAUGGGCACAAUUUCUGUCAGAGAAGAUCAAAAAAAUUGAUUUUUUUAUAGGUCAACUUUGAUUUUUCUCGUCAAGUUAACUUUCAAUUGGUUUUUUAUUAAUUUUUCUGGUUUUCUAGUUUUUUUCACCUUCAAAUUUUGUAUAUGCUCUGUUCAGAUUUUAAAUGUUAGGUCAUCUCUCAAGCUCCGCCCCUAAUGGCCUAAUAAACCAAUCAGAGAGCGAGCCAUCUACAGAGCGUUGUUAAGGGCGGAGUUUGCUACUUGACAUCAAAAAUCUGGAAAGACUCUAUGUUCUGCUCAGAUUUUGAAUGUUAAGUAAUCCCUCAAGCUCCGCCCCUAAUGGCAGAAUAAACCAAUCAGAGAGCGAGCCAUCCACAGAGCUUUUUCGAAUAAAUCCAUUGUACUUGACGUUCACAAUCUGAACAGCCCUUAGCUUUUCAAAGCAAUUAUUUCUUGUAAGAAACCAUUUUUAUCAAUCAUUUAAGAUCGGAUCGACCUUCGGAACGUCGGGGAUUCUACUGGGAUCCGAUGCUUAACCGAAGAAGAAGUUUGAGCAAACGACUCAAGAAAAUGCGCAACGGGGAUAUGAAGUUUGAAACUCUUCAUUCAAGAAAAAAAAAACAUGAUUUUCAGUAGUUCCGCUUCACAGACCGGCCAAUCGAUGGACGCCGAAAUGCUCCAGGAAGCCCUGAAUCCGGUUUUUUUCUGCAUGAUUUUUUUAUUAAAUUUUUGAGAUUUUUUUCGGUCUUUGAAAAAAAGAUUUCCCUAAGUCAGGACAGACAAAUCUGACAAAAAUAGACGAUUUCAAACCUUUAGCCUUGAAAAAAAUCCAUUUUUUUAAUUGUUUCAUUCUGAAAAUGUUUAAUUUUCCCGCUUUUCCAGAAGUUUCAACGACGGCCACCAAGUCGUAAGCCAUAAUUUGUUUUGAAAAUAGUUUUUAGUUGCUUUUUUUUAGCUUCUCCUUGGUUCUUUGCAUGCGCAAGCUUUUUUAGUUGCUUUUCGAUUUUUUUCAUUUUCAAAAAAAUAUCUCAAUUCAGAGAUCCGAGAAGAGUCGGUCGAUUUCUCCGCCGGCGAGAACUAGGGGAGUUCUGACCCGAAAAGGAUCGCUACCUGUUGGGAUCUCACGUGGAAAGGUAUAGGAUGUCCAAAAAAGUAUCCAUCUGCGCUUUAAAGGCAUAGGGGCAGUAAAAAAUGGGUUUUCAGGUGAAAGCAGUAUCUUAUACAGUUUUUCUUUGCGAAUCGAAUGGUGUACUCAAAAAAAUUACAAAUGUGACAACUUUAGAAGAAAAACGCGAUUUUACUUUCCCGCCUUUAAUUUUGAAAAAAGCUUUGGAUCGGCCUACGGACAAAUGUUUACAGUAGCCGAGAACGCGAUGUUGCGGACGUCUCAUUAGACUCGCAUUUUGGGAGAAAUAACCGGCUAUCUGCUUCGAAUUAAGGGUUCUUUCUCUGAGAAAACGAUUAAGAAAACAGGAAACACUCAUUGAUAAUAAAGAAAACACAAAUAAUCGCGAUCCCAAUCGAAACCUGGGUAAAAUCAUCAUUUUUCACGAAAAACGCUUUUUUGCGAUCAAAGUUCGCAAAUUAUACAUGAAUAGAAAGCUUUUGUGACGAAAAGAACUUUGGUGACAACAGAAAAAAUUGAAAAUUGAAAGAAACGAAGAAAAAAGCGAAAAUCCGGAAGAUGGCGAAGCCUGUUGUCCAUAGAGCAACUUUACUGCAAAGCGCCCUUUUCGCGGGAACUCAAACGUUCCUCUCUCCGACUUUGAAUUAUUUUUUCUCCAAAACUAGGAACUUCUGUACGUUUCCAAAUUCACCGUUCGAUUCGCAAUGAAAAACUCUACAAAGUACUGCUUUGAACUGAAACACCGUUUUUUACUGCCCCUAUGUCUUUAAAGUUGCUCCAAAGCGACUGUAGUACCUUCCGGGCAAGACCGUCACGUUUUAAUAGAACAUCAGAAAAAAUAGGUACCGUGAGAACAGCUUUUUCGCACUUUGGUUGACCAAAUUAUAAAAAAACACAGCAAAAAACAACUCCGGAAGUUUCCGAGCAUAUCUAGGGAUCACUUAAGAGUUCUGACACUACUAAAGGGGUCACUAACACGUCCGAUGCGCGUUACCGAAGUCUGAGAAGAGUCUUGAAGCGGAGUACUGGGAAAAUUUUUAGGAGCCACUAUAAAUGCCGAGGACUACUUGGAGAGGACACUAAAGUGGCCACUAAACCCACCUCUAUAGUGGCCACUAUUUUCCGUUUUAGUGGCCACUUCAGUAGUUUUUCAUCCAGUUUUCCUUCCAGUGACUCUGAUAAUUUUAAAACAAACAAAUUGGACCAGUUAUGUUGAUCCAUUGUCCCCUAAAGUGGCCCCUAGAACUUUGAGUGGUCUAGUAGUAGCAUUCAGACCUCUAUAGUGGGCACUAAUUUUUAAUUUUAAAAAAAUUUUUAACCCCUCAAGUGGCCACUAAUUUGGCUACUAUAGUGGCCACUAAAACGUCAGAACCCUAUAGUGGCCACUUAAAAUUUUCCCAAUAAGGCUAAAUUUGAUCCAAUUACGGUAUUUUUGGGAGACGGAAAAUGAUAAGCUCGCCCGGAGUGGGCUAUACUAUUGUUUUCUCAGACUUUGAAUGUCAAGUCGUCGCUCAAGCUCCGCCCCCUAAUGGCGCGAUAAACCAAUAAGAGAGCUAACCAUCCACAAAGCCUUUUUUGGGUGACGUCAUUGAACUUGUAUUUCGAAUUUUGACCCAAACCGCGCGUUUCGAUUUCCCGGAAAUUGUCCUGUUGGACUUCGGUAGUAUAGUCUGUGUGCCAAGAGUUGAAAUUUUGCCGAACGACAUUCCGCUGUUCCGCUGCGUGCGUUCGCGAAGCGUCUUUCGAAUCUAGGUCGCGCUUUCAAUUGAUUGUUAUUGCUGUGGGAGCACAGGAAAGUAGAGUACCUUGAUGAAAGAAAAAAAAAAUUAAAGGCGCACAGCGGAAUGUCGUUUGGAGAAAAUCCAGGUCGUGGUACACAGGUUGUAAGAUUGCCUAAAAUUCUUUAAAUGUCUAUUUCCUACAACUCUUUUCAAUUCCAGGUUAGUGACUACGUCUCGAAACACGAGCGAGGCAUCCACAAUCCGGCGACGAAUCGUCCCCGACCCGUCCAAAUCAUCCGCCAGUACUCGGUCGACGAUUCUGUCGUUUCUCCGGCUCUUUCUUGA